AUGGCUGCAGAUGGCGCUGUUCAUCCGCAGCCGCAGCCGAAUGAUCACCAUCGCAAGAUUGAACUCCAGUCCCCCGAAGACUUUACAUACCUGCAGCGUAAUCUGAUCGCGUCGGCGCAGCAGAAACUCGAUCUUCACUUCCCUCUUUCCGCCUUGCAGACAGACGGCGUUGACAGUGCUCAACCCGCUACGAUAAUCUCACUCGAUGGCGUGAAGCCUGCUGACGCCACCGUGGCUACUGGGGACAUCGCGCACCAAAAGCCCGAACAACAAGAAGAUCCACUGCGAGCGAGAGUCCGCCAACUCGUCGACGCGUUCAUGCGGCGGACAUGGGAGGGUGCCAGCCAGAACAUCACAGUCAAUGGGAUGAACGCUUCUCAGUUCUCCAUUCUGGCCAACGAAGCCUCCCAGACUACUACCUCAUCCGACGAGCCUCACGAGGAAAGAGAGGGCGUGGACUUUGUAUACGAGAAUUAUGACAGCAGACUGCAAUCGCGAGUUGCGGGCUUGUACGGCGAACUUGAAGCACUUACCGCGCAGGUGAGCAAACUUCGACGAACGGCACCACUGCAGGCGUCGAGCGACUUUAGGAAUGCUCUGGUUGCAGAGUUGGCGCACGAUGACGAGCGAUAUAAUCGGGACAUGACCAAGAUACAAGAGAACGCGGUCAGCGAGAAGGAUGGACCGCUGAAGCUCAAGCCCCUGCGUGACGGAUGGCACGACGAUGUACAGGCCAUGUAUGAGAGGGGGAUAGGCGAAUUGGCUGUGCUCUCUGGACUAGCGACAGCGGCCGCCGGAAACGGCCAGGGGGGCGCCAGUCUGACAGAGACGGUUGGCAAGGUCCAGCGCGCAAGGACCGUUGCUAUGGAAUUCGAAUAG
This is a messenger RNA of Exophiala spinifera, 879 nucleotides long. RefSeq lists its product as uncharacterized. Gene Ontology annotation, biological process: mitotic sister chromatid segregation. The record is from RefSeq and is a predicted model, not a curated record. Bases 1 to 879 code for a protein of 292 amino acids. Gene Ontology annotation, cellular component: kinetochore; MIS12/MIND type complex. The transcript has a single exon. Lineage: Eukaryota; Fungi; Ascomycota; Eurotiomycetes; Chaetothyriales; Herpotrichiellaceae.